This is a messenger RNA of Zeugodacus cucurbitae (melon fly), 4331 nucleotides long. RefSeq lists its product as uncharacterized. Bases 1539 to 2999 code for a protein of 486 amino acids. The transcript is spliced from 5 exons. The record is from RefSeq and is a predicted model, not a curated record. Lineage: Eukaryota; Metazoa; Arthropoda; Insecta; Diptera; Tephritidae.
GCGCGCCCUUAGUCAUUGACUAAACGUGCAAGCGGCAGGCAGCAGCGCAAUCAGCGGCUAAAGCGGCAACAGCAAAAAUAUUCUACAGUCAACAACAACGAGAACACAACUAGAAAUUAGUUAAAUAAAAAUCAAAUAAGCAACUCACUAGCGCACUAGUAGUGGCAAGAACAACAUUGCGCCGUUGCGACAGUUGUGGCAGAUAAUAAUAAUAAUAAGUAUAAGUUGGAAGUAGCAGUAGUUGGGAGCGCUCAUACAAAAAAAUGUUCGCGUUCUAACAUUUGCAUUCGAUAUUCGGUAUUGGUUGGACGCGUUGUUGCCCAUUUUUCUUUUCAACUUUUGAUUUCGCUUGCGUGUUUUGAUUUUGGUGCUUUUUUGUUUUUGUUUGUACGCUUGCAUUGGAAUUAUUGCGGUGAAGUGCCAUCAUAUCAAACAUUCACACGCGGUCUUCGGUGGUUAACGGUAGUUAAGGCGCCGCCUCCCACAACAAAUUUUCGGUGUUUGAGUUUGAUGAAUAACGGCAUUUUUGGCGUAAAUAAAGACGCAAGUGAACUGAAUGCAGCUGGAAAUUGGCAGAAAAGUGACAUUCACGCGAGAGCGAAUAGGAAAAUGUGGUAAAUUUUUUUGUAAAAAAUAACAACAAAUAUUUGAAAAGAAUUUUGAAGCUAAAAUUACAAGCGGAAGUGUAAAAUAUCGGAGAUAAUCAGUAAAAAAUUCAGUGUAAAUUAUAAAAUAUUGAAAGAAAUAUUAAAAUAAAGUGAAGAACGUAACUAUUAUAGCAACAAAAAUACAUUAAAAAUAUAUAUUUAUCAAUUACUAAAAAAAAAUAAAUUGAAUAUAAAUUUAACAAAAACAAAACGUUAAAAAACAACAACAACAAACAUAACUGAUUAUAUUAAAAUUAGUUUCAUACAUAUAAUCAUAAACUGAGUAUUUUCAAUUUCUGCGUAUUAUUUAAGCGUCGAAAAAAUUUUAAAAUAACAACAACAACAAUUUAAAAAUUUCAAAAAAUUAUCCUUCGAUUCUGUUGCGUCUAACUACAUACCAAAAUAUUUUCUGCAUACCAAUUUGUGCAAAAUAAACAAAAAAAACUCAUGUGUUUCUAAUAAUAUGCACAACAGCUGCAGCCUUCUUAAAAAAGUAACAACACAACCACAGUAAUUGAAAUAUAAAAUACCUACAUACAACUUUGUAAAGCGCUUUUUUUACCACUAACAAGUAAUAAAGUAAAAAUAUACUUUAAUACCUUAGCAUAGAAAACAAAACUUAGAAUUCAAUAGAAAUUAACUAGACAUGCUGUGAAUUUUGUGCGAAAUAAAGAAAUCAUAAAAAUUAUUGUAAACGAUUUGUUAAUUAAUAAAAACUUAAAAACGUGUGUGGAAAAAGCGCUUAGCACAAACGACAAAAUUGCUACGAAUUUGUGAAAAUCGUACAACAACUACAAUAGUGUAAAAAUACGCACGCGUGCUUCUAAGCAACACCAAUCUCACGGCAGUUAAUACGAAAAAGGAUUAAAAGUGGAAGACAUAACGGCAAAAAUGGUUAAUAAACAAUAUACGGCCACCGAUCUGGAGGCUUUCAUGAAACUCGCCGUCAAUUGGCAGAACAGUAAUCACAAUUUGCUGGAAGGAGUUGAUAUAAAAGGAGAAAUGCAACAGUACAUGAACAGUCCAGCCAUGAAUAUGUAUAAAAAGCGUGAACGCACACAGAAUUGGAAUCAUCAAGAGAAGAAAUUUCUGCUCGACUUGUGUCGCAAGGAUAUGCGUAUUAUAGAAAAUAAAAGACUCGAUGCAGGGCUGACGGCGGUAAAGAAUAAAGCCUGGAAGAUCAUACAUCAGAAAUUCUCAAGCCAAUUUGGAACAGAUCGUACGUGUAAUCGGUUGAAGGAGCAAUGGCGGCGCAUGAAAGCCUGUACGCGUAACGAAAUAUUGGACUACAACAAUCGUUUAGCCAGAUUCGGUGCUGAGGUUGCCGAUCGUAAGAAGCCAUCACCAUUCACAUUCGAAGUGUGGGAAUUCAUGCAAGAGGCAAAGAAAGCCUGUAAAUCAGAAGCUUUAGAUGGCAUUGACUACUCAAAGAUACCGUUGGCGCUCGAGGAGGACUAUGAGUAUCGCGAGGAUGAACAGAAUGGCGAGGAUGAUCACGAUAUGGAUGACAGUCGCACGCCACCACAGGAGCUCUGCGAUGUCGAUAUCAAGGAGGAGACCAAUGAGACCUUCAACGACACCAACAUACACAACGAUUCAUUGGCGCUCGGUGAACGCCGCUUGUCCUCCUCCUCGCCGAGCCACAGCCGCUUGGGUGCACAUCACGACCUCGAACGCGUCAGCCUACACAGUCCUGGCGGCAAUAUGGCGACGGCCAGCGAACUCGCCAAUGCCAGCUAUCUCUCACAGAACGGUGUCAGCGGUGGCGCUGCGGUCGGUGGUAGCGCCGGCGAUAUGGGCGCCUUCCAGCCCGCCUUCAACAUGAGCAACAUCUCCGCUACAUUAGAAGCCUUGAAUGCAUUGCGUACCGGACAAUUUCCCUCAGCCGCUGCUGCUGCUGCCGCUGCCUUACAGAAUAACUUUGCCGCCGCUGCCGCACAACAACAACAGCAUCAACAGCAACAUAAUCAACAGCAGCAACAACAACAAAUGUCACCUAGCGAUGAUCAGCCGCUGGUGAAGCGUCCGCGCAGUUCGAGUGGCAGCGCCAAUGGCGAGGAGGUCUUACACGAUUUGUCCAUGAAUGGCGCGGCCGCCGGCAAUGCGUCGACAGUUAACACAGCCAACGCAACGGUGGGUGCCAGUAAUGGUGUUGGCGUCGGUGCAUCGGCCAACAGCACACCGGAAAUGCGCGUCUUCAUGGAGAUGCAGAGCAAAGAGCAUCUGAUGCGCAUGAAGAUACUCGAGGUGCAGCUGCAGGCGGCCAAAUAUAAUCGCGACCUCGUCGAGAUCAAUAAGACAUUGGCGCUGCAGAAGUUGCAAGAGUUCGCCAGCAAGCGUUUGACCAGCUAAGCGUGACGCGCGUUCUCUGAAUUACGGAAGGUGGAAAUUGUUGCGUAACAAAGUAUUUGACGGUAGUAUUCAUAAGGAUUGUUUGCGUGGUGGGAAGGCAGCUGUACUUGACGUACGUGUGGCUGAGCUAGCGGCGCCAUUACAUAACGGCAGUUUACUUUUAUUUGUGUUUAUCAAGCAGUUGGAAGAUUAAUUGUAAUAGUUGUAUUAUUUUAUUUUUUUAUAUGGAAAUCACAUUCCCGUUAGCAUCAGUUUUGCAUACUCAAAACCUAAUUUACUGUUACUACUUAGAAAUAGUUGUUCUUUCAUUUGUUACUGUGUUGGAUGUCACAAAUCUUUGCAGAAAAACUAUGAAAUAUUUUGCAAAAACAACAAAAAGAAAUUAUUAAAAUAAAAAUGUGAAAUCUUAAUUAUUUUCUUUAUUUUUUUGUAUUUUUUUGCCAUAACAGUAUUUAAAAAUAGUAGUAGAACACAAUGUCAAUAACAAAAAGUAUUACUCAAAGAACAAAUGAGCAAUAGUUAACGCAAUAGCCCUACCUCAGUGGUCAAAACCAAGCAACAACAAAAGCAAAAUGAAAUAGUAAACUAAAAAAAUAUUUAAAAAUAAGUCAAGGUCGUCCAAAAUUAUUGAAAAAGAGUAACAGCUUUAUGUUUAGCAAAAAGAAAAAAUAAUACUGACAUCGUUGCCUACUUUUGCGCGCCUAGUUAUAUACUUACCCAGCUUUUGUAGUAGACCUAGCGCUUGAUUUUAUUUUGAAUAUUUUACCUUUUUUGUAGUUGUAAAAGAAUUGGCUACGAAGCGCAGACACACACGCAGUCAGACACACAAAGUAGCUGCACUUAAAAAGCUCUUGGUUUUCAAAAGCUACUUACGGCACCUAAAAAAGCCGUGGCUUGUAAAUUUUGACAAAAGCACGAAGAAGUUCCAAAAACAAAAUAAUGUUAAAAAAUGUUAAAUAUAAAGUUUUUUUGUUUGAAAAAUUAUAUAUUUGCUCUAAAGCUAAAUGGACACUUUUUAUUUAGUCACAAUUUAGAGCUGAUAUUGCGGUGAAAUAAAAAAAAUUCUCAACUAAUUAGCACAAAUUUAAUGUUAAAACCGUUAAAAUAUUUUUCAAAGAAGAUUAUUAAUUAAUUUAAACACCAACUGAAAGCUCUAAAAGGUGCCAAAUAAAUAUUUCUAUAAUAUUAAAGAAAAUCGAAAGCUCAGUUGAAAGCUUAACUUGCUAUUACGAUAAUUGAGAGCUUUACGAAUUGCAACCAAGUGCUAUGAAAGCACAAUAUUGAUGAAAUUAACGGUUGAAAAACAUAUGUAUAUAGGUAAAAUUAAAAAUA